UGGGGAGGGAGAGGAGGUGCUAUUCCUUUUUCUGCCACAAUCUGUGUUGAGUCAGACCCUGAGGCUGGCUGGGCUGGUUCUGCAGCAGUUUGCUAAGCAGAAUGGGCUGUGGUUAAUGAUUGACCCGUGGGAGACCUCUUCCCUUCCCUCUUGGAAGGCAGCCGGGGAGGUCAGUGCCAGGGACCUGAAAGGGAGAGGAGGAUCUGCAGCAGCUCUUACACAGAGUUGAGUAGGGAGGUCAGAGCCUCCUCUGGAUGGGCCCCUCCUCACCCCGGAAUGACUAUCUCCAAACUCCACGGCCACCCACUGGCGUCGCCAGGGAUCCUAGGGUGAAUUAUUCCAGGAAGUUUCAAUGGGAGAGCUGAAAAACUAAGUCACUCUUGGCCAGCCAACCACAGUGACAGAAAGUGUUGCGCCUACGCUGGUGAGUCUCCGGCUUCUUUGGGAGGCGGAAGAAAGGGAAGUGGAGACAUUUGGGGACCUGGUGGUCUGGGUCUCUCUUCCUCAUGGCUUCAUCCAGUAGCUCCAGCAACAUCUGCUCCCGUGUCAUCGAUCACAGCUAUGUCCCUGAAUUUGAGGUGACCACUUGGAUCAAAAUCACCCUCUUCUUGGUGUACCUGAUCAUCUUCGUGGUAGGCAUCCUGGGCAACAGCGUCACCAUCCGGGUCACACAGGUAUUGCAGAAAAAGGGCUAUUUGCAGAAGGAGGUGACAGAUCACAUGGUCAGUUUGGCUUGUUCAGAUAUCUUGGUCUUUUUGAUUGGCAUGCCCAUGGAGUUCUACAGCAUCAUCUGGAACCCCCUGACCACACCCAGCUAUCCUCUGUCCUGUAAGCUCCACACGUUCCUCUUUGAGAUGUGUAGCUAUGCCACAUUGCUGCACGUGCUGACCCUCAGUUUCGAGCGCUAUAUAGCCAUUUGUCAUCCCUUCAGGUAUAAAGCCGUGUCUGGACCUUGCCAGGUGAAACUGCUGAUCGCCUUUGUAUGGGUCACCUCCGCCCUGGUGGCACUGCCUUUGCUCUUUGCCAUGGGUGUCGAGUACCCUCUGGUGAAAGUACCCACUCACAGAGGACUCAACUGCAACCUCUCUCGCACCCGCCACCACGAGCAACCUGAAACCUCCAACAUGUCCAUCUGCACAAACCUCUCCAACCGUUGGGAGGUUUUCCAGUCCAGCAUCUUUGGGGCCUUCGCUGUCUACCUGGUGGUCCUGGUGUCCGUGGCUUUCAUGUGUUGGAAUAUGAUGAAAGUAUUAAUGAGGAGCAAGCGGGGCACUCUGGCAGGGACCGGGCCACAGAUGCAGCUGAGGAAAUCGGAGAGUGAAGAGAACCGGACCGCAAGAAGACAGACCAUCAUAUUUCUGAGACUCAUUGUGGUGACACUGGCCGUGUGUUGGAUGCCCAAUCAGAUCCGACGGAUCAUGGCUGCAGCAAAUCCCAAACAUGACUGGACCAAGUCGUACUUCAGGGCAUACAUGAUCCUCCUCCCCUUCUCAAACACCUUCUUCUACCUCAGCUCCGUGGUCAACCCUCUGCUCUACAACGUGUCCUCUCAGCAGUUCCGGAAGGUCUUCUGGCAGGUACUCUGCUGCCGGCUGACUCUGCAGCAUGCCAACCAGGAGAAACGCCAGCGUGCCCUCUUUAGCUCAACGAAGGAGAGCACCAGCUCAGCCCGAAGCCCCCUCAUCUUCCUAGCUUCCCGGCGUAAUUCCUCCAGGAGAACUAACAAGGUUUUCUUAAGCACUUUUCAGGCAGAGGCUAAGCCCCUAGAGGCUAAACCCCAGUCCUUGAGUCUCGAGUCACCACAGACUGACUCAGAGACCAAAGCAGCAGAAUCCACCACAGAAGAUAGUUUACAGGAGCAGGAAGUGUGAAAG
Molecule: messenger RNA, 1874 nt
Organism: Apodemus sylvaticus (European woodmouse)
Lineage: Eukaryota; Metazoa; Chordata; Mammalia; Rodentia; Muridae
Gene: Gpr39
Product: G protein-coupled receptor 39
Exons: 2
Coding region: 507-1871 (454 amino acids)
Biological process (GO): G protein-coupled receptor signaling pathway
Cellular component (GO): membrane
Molecular function (GO): G protein-coupled receptor activity
Source: RefSeq, a predicted model, not a curated record